Molecule: messenger RNA, 1997 nt
Organism: Vigna umbellata (rice bean)
Lineage: Eukaryota; Viridiplantae; Streptophyta; Magnoliopsida; Fabales; Fabaceae
Molecular function (GO): RNA binding
Source: RefSeq, a predicted model, not a curated record
CAGUCGUAGUGAGAUGGUAUAUAGUAACACAAAUCCCUUGUCUUUCUUCCUUCGCUUUUUCUGCCAGCAAGUUAGAGUUAGCACCUGUCAGAUCUCUCUCUCUCACACACCCUUUUAUUCAAAAUAAAUUUCUUUACUCUCCUUAUAUAUUUUUGUUGCAAUCAACCAACGCCUCUGUUCCAAACAACCAUCAUAAACCACGCCCACCUUCUUCUCUCACCCUCUUCAAAUGCAAUGAUUCCACUGCUGCAAAAUCCAACACACUAGGGAAGCCACACAUAUAUACCACAGAGCAGAAUUAUUUUAUGGAAUUUUGGCCCUCAGAAGAGUAGAACAAAGAGCUUAAAUGAGUGAGACAGCCAGUCUUCAUGCACAGACAAGGACACCCAUUUCUUCUCUUGAAGCCAUGGCUCAUCAUCACCCGCAUUAUCGGUCACCCUUCGGAGACACUACCUUCACCAAACUCUUCGUCGGAGGACUAGCCUGGGAGACUCCCACCGAAGAAAUGCGCAAAUAUUUCCAGCAGUUCGGGGACAUUCUUGAAGCUGUCAUAAUCACUGACAAGAACACCGGAAAAUCCAAAGGCUACGGUUUCGUAACAUUCUGCGACCAAGAAUCGGCAAGAAGAGCAUGUGCUGAUCCAAAUCCAAUAAUAGAUGGCAGAAGAGCAAAUUGCAAUAUUGCUUCUCUGGGAAGGACUCGACCUUCACCACCUCGAGGGAGGAAUAUAGUUCAAGGUGGAGGAGGAACAACAGUACAGAGUGUUCCGGGAGCGGGAGCGCCGCCGUCGCUGCCGCCAGCACCUGCUGUUCUGUAUCCGCCAUAUGGCUACGCAGCCUACACUCCCGAUUAUGGAUACCACCACCAAGCGACAUUGUACAACCCACAGAUUCAGCAACCACAAUACUAUCAACAAGUCUACGGAGCAUCAUCUUCCACCAUGAGCACCCCGUAUUACUAUGGUUACUCUGUGCAAGCACCAAGAAACACAUUUUCCUCACCCCAGGCAAAUCGUCUAUCACCUGGACCAUCUUAUCUGUACUAUCCUACACCCGUGGAAGUCUCAUUCUCUGCAUAUCGCCCACUCCAAUCACCAGUGACCCAAAGCUUUCCUUCUCCAACUGUCCACAGAGAUGGUGCGCGAGUGAGAGAGACAGAGACAGAGACAGAGAUGUAUGAAUUAUGAUGCGUUUACUGACACACUAUAUAUUAUGAUUUGGCUGCAAUAUAUGGGCAUGGGGUCCACAUGGGCAACCACAGAGCCACGUGAAUGAGCUGUCUCGGUUGUGCCAUGAAUCAAUAGGUCAAUGUGGAAAGUCAUGACAGAGUUAGAGAGGGUCAUCGUGUAAAGUAACAGUGGAUACAUGUGAUUUCAGUAGCAAAGAAAAAAUACAAUGGGGUGGUUAAUUUUUAUUUAUCUUUAUAUAUAUAUAUUACUAGUUAUUUCUUUAAGGCAGUCAAAUCUUCUGCCAUUCAUGUGUUGGCCCACAUGCAUGUUAGAUUAUAUAAACUUUUAUUUUUGAAUCAACGAGACCAUCACACAUCAAAGCAAACACAACCUUUUUUUCACCGUCUGUGAGUACAAUCUCUGCUGUAUCAACUUCUAAUUUCUGUAUUCACAGAACUGAAAAAACAGUUUUUCCAUUUCACUCAAUUUUCACAUAUCCUAAGCAAAAAAACUACAUGCAAGAUUCUGUCAAAUGUUUCUUUACUGUGUCACAUAAACAUGUUUGCAAGAGUGAAUAAUUGUCUUAAUGAGAAGUGAGAUGGGAGUGAGUUUCGUCAGAGACUAGCCGUGGUCUUACUUUGUUUGCUUUUCUUUAAAGAGUCUUAUCUGGUUUGCCAUUUUUUCUCUGCCCAUGUGCCCAAGAUAUUAUAUAGUAAUAAGAAAAUAAUUGUCGAAAAUGACAUUGCUAUUUAUCAUUUACGUACCUGCUUAUGAUAUCUAUAUUUCAGCAUAACUUCAAUUAUUGUUUAUUAAUUAUGUGGUUGAUCUU